Messenger RNA from Trypanosoma conorhini, 1222 nucleotides. Its product is annotated as kinetoplast DNA-associated protein. NCBI's taxonomy places the organism in Eukaryota, Euglenozoa, Kinetoplastea, Trypanosomatida, Trypanosomatidae. The record is from RefSeq and is a predicted model, not a curated record. The annotation marks the transcript as partial. The transcript has a single exon.
AUGUUAGGCGUUGGCUGGCUAAUCCUGCUUGCACUGCUGCUCUUUCACGGCGCUGCGUCAGAAACAGGCCUUCUUGCCCGCCGGUGUCACAUCAAUUCCGACCGUUUCUCAGCCACAGCUACUUCCCGCGGUGAAUGGCUUGACAUCGCGUACGACAUCACUUAUAGUAAAGGACUGUGCGCGAAGGACAACCCAAACGGUGUACUCAGUGCCAACAUCAACGGAUGCAACAAGUCGUUGACGGCGCAGGAAGGGAUCGUUACUUUUGAUAAUGUGGCUACAGUACUUUUCAGAUUGGUGUCUGACAAAAAGGGGAAUCAGUUAUUCUUCUCACAACUCUGCUGGACUCCCGCAAAUUGUACUGUACUGUGCUCCUCCAAAGUCCUUGGCACCGUAUCCACCUGCGUCGUUGAUAACGUCAUUGCUCCAUUAAUAAUAGUCCUCUUUUGGGUGCUGCCGUUUGUUGUGUGCUGCAUCGCCUUGGGCGUUUGCUAUGCCAGACUUCGAAUUUUGCGGCGAAGAGAGAUGCUUGCGCUGAGAGAACAGCACAGGCAGGAAGAAAUAUUUCACGCCCUACGGUUCCAACAAAGCCGCAGAAUCAAAGAUGGCAAUGCAGCUUCUCUGAACUCCGCAAGUAACGUGAAUGCUGAUGCCUGUCAGGAAAUGACAACACAGUGCGCAGGUGAGUUUCCUCACCGUGCGGGCGGAGGUAUUGAUGCAGCUGCGAGAAGCGACGGCGUUGUAAAAGAUAUUGGGUAUCAAUACGAGCUCAAGCCAGUUGAAGUUGGAUUCUUGGAAAAUAUCGAGACUGUUAGCGAAGAACAAUGCAUGGCCACUUUCAACAAUGGGGAGACAACUUACACAAACAAUGAGAUUACAGCUAGUCUGGCAAAGAACAACCCUCAUGUUACUGAAGACGCAGCUCUACAAAAUGCCGCAGGUCCUUCGGACUAUAACACCAGGGAAACAAGAGGGUUUGGGUCGGAAGCUGUAGAGGCGGAAGCCAGACGUGCACUUGAGGUGGCAGAGGCGGAGGCCAGGGACGCACUUGAGGUGGCAGAGGCGGAGGCCAGACGUGCACUUGAGGUGGCAGAGGCGGAGGCCAGGGACGUGCACUUGAGGUGGCAGAGGCGGAGGCCAGACGUGCACUUGAGGUGGCAGAGGCGGAGCCAGGGACGUGCACUUGAGGUGGCAGAGGCGGAGACCAGCGUGCACGUUGAGG